Messenger RNA from Selaginella moellendorffii, 1013 nucleotides. Its product is annotated as adenylate kinase 4. Gene Ontology annotation, biological process: nucleobase-containing compound metabolic process. The record is from RefSeq and is a predicted model, not a curated record. The coding region runs from base 148 to 873 and encodes 241 amino acids. Gene Ontology annotation, cellular component: cytoplasm; mitochondrion. Lineage: Eukaryota; Viridiplantae; Streptophyta; Lycopodiopsida; Selaginellales; Selaginellaceae. The transcript is spliced from 7 exons. Gene Ontology annotation, molecular function: AMP kinase activity; ATP binding.
GCUUAGUUCUUAAAAAACACGCCAUUGGAGAGAGAGAAGAGCGCGAUCGAGAGGCUCGGCGAGGGCGAGACGCUACGUAAUCUCCAUCCGGACGGGGACGGCAUAGCUCCCAGGCAUUGAAUCCCUCGCGCGAGGUCUCCAGGAGUAAUGGCGGACCUGGCCGAUGUCCCCGUGGACGAUCUCAUGGGAGAGCUCCUGAGGAGAAUGAAAUGCGCGAACAAGCCCGAAAAGCGCCUGAUCCUUGUCGGUCCGCCUGGAUCGGGCAAGGGCACGCAGUCACCGAUCAUCAAAGACGAGUUUUGCCUGUGUCAUUUGGCCACUGGAGAUAUGCUCAGGGCUGCCGUCGCGGCAAAGACUCCUCUUGGGAUAAAGGCAAAAGAGGCCAUGGACAAAGGAGAGCUCGUUUCGGACGACUUGGUUGUGGGAAUUAUUGACGAGGCGAUCAAGAAGCCGUCGUGCCAGAAAGGCUUUAUUCUGGACGGAUUUCCUCGGACAGUGGCGCAAGCCGAAAAGCUGGAUGCGAUGCUAGAAAACCAGGGAAACAAGAUCGACAAGGUCCUCAACUUUGAAAUCGCGGACCCCGUCCUGGAGGAGCGCAUCACCGGGAGAUGGAUCCACCCAGCAAGUGGAAGGUCUUACCACACAAAGUUCGCCCCGCCAAAAACUCCCGGCGUCGAUGACGUGACCGGAGAGCCCCUGAUUCAACGCAAAGACGACAAUGCAGCCGUCCUGAAGAGCAGGCUCGACGCUUUCCAUGCACAGACAGAGCCUGUGAUAAACUACUACAACAACAAGAAUCUCGUUGCUCAUCUCCACGCGGAGAAGCCGCCCAGCGAUGUCACAGCCGAAGUCCGGAGCGCUCUCAAAUCGUGAUCCCAAGUUUGCUCGUUCGCCAACAAAUAAGAACAUGCCGCCAUAACGCGCCAAGCUGAACUUAUUUUGGUUUCUUUCUUUCUGAGCUUCCCGAGGCUCUGGCAAUUUUUGCAGUUUAAAUUGAGACAAAUUCUUUGAAA